Molecule: messenger RNA, 2592 nt
Organism: Owenia fusiformis
Lineage: Eukaryota; Metazoa; Annelida; Polychaeta; Sabellida; Oweniidae
Source: the annotation of a GenBank genome assembly
CCAGAAUGCAACGCGGGCAUUUUUUGCCAGGAAACCAAAAUAUUUUCAAUUUUCAACUUUUCAUCAAAUUACUCGCAAAGUGACGACAAAUAUACGUUAGCUUUGUAAUUUACAAAUCUACCUUCAAGUCUACCAUAGCAACAUCAAACUUGAAUAAUGAGAGCAGGUAGGCCACCAGGUACUGCCUCAGGGCGACCCCCAGGUACAGCUAGUCGUCUUACAUCUGGCAUGGCUAGGCCCGGAACAAAAGGAGGACAGCAAGCAGCAGGCAUGUCCCUAACCACCAACCUUCAAGUAUCAGAUAGGCCCAUAACUCAGCAAGGCCUUGGUGGCUUAAAAACUGGAGCAAAAGGACCUCACAGACAAGUGCAGGACAAAUCUUACUUUGUGGGACUACUCAGGAGCAAGACAACGGAGUUAACACAAGAAGUAGCGAGACUCAGCAAAGAUGUUGACGUCAAUUAUGAAGAAAGCUCAAGUUACUUGACGUAUGAAAAGCGUGCAGAAUCUCUGGCCAAUGAAAUCAAAGACCUACAGGCUGAACUGGGAGAUUAUAACACCCUAGUUGAUAAACUCAACACAGAUGAAGAUAUACAGGAUAUCCAAUUGGACCUCGCAGAUCUGAAAGCUUCAAAUGAAAAAGAGGCCAAAAAUUUAGAUGCUCUGUUUCUCCAGAAACAAGAGCGUGAGGGUCAGAUUCAUAAACUUGAGGUUGAGUUAGAACAAGAGAAAAGAAUGGCAGAUAAUCUAGUAGCAGAUAUGAAACCAGCAAUGAGGGACAAGUACCUACAAUUAAAAGACCUCAACGAACAUCUACUUAAACAGCUUGAGAAUGGACAGCAAGAAGUUGACCAGCUGGAUCUGAAGAAGGCAGAACUAGAGGAGGAGCUGUCCAUGUCAACAGUAAAGCAAGAGGCUGUGAGGUUAUAUGAGCAACUGAAUGAACUAGAGGUUAAAAGAGAUUCAAUCAUGGAGGAGCUUCAAUCUAGUGGGACGCCAGAAGAAGAGAGAGAACGCCUUCUGAAGCAAGUAAAGGAAGACAAUCAGGAGAUGUCAAGCAUGGACAGACAGUGCAAUGAGAUCCGAGAAAAGGUGAGCAAUCUCCAAGAAGAGAUCAGACAGCUUGAUAUGGACAUAGAAGAAAACCAAGGUGAAAGAAAUCAGAAGUACAAAGAACUUAAAAAGAGAGAAGAAACUAUGACAGAAUUCCUUGAGAGUUUUGAUCAGUCCAAGAACCAGGAGUUGGAGAGGAAGGGACAGCUACAGUUGAAUAUUGUGGCUCUACUGGAACAUAUGAGCAGGAAUAUGGCACGAGGCCAUAACCUUCCAACACCAAAAGAGCUGGCUACUAUGAAAGAUGACUUGGCAUUCAAGGCUACAGAAAUGAAGAAGUCUGAGGCCACUGCUGCUGGACUUGCAUCUGAGCAAGAGAAGCUUCAGUUGGACUUACAGAAGGUUGAACAGCUUGAAUCCAAGAUCACAAGUGAACUUGAGAUGAUGAAGAACAAAAUAGCCAACAUGGAGCAAGAGAUUGAGAUCUACUCAAACCUUGAUGGACUCAAAGAAGAGGCUGAUGUAAAAAGACAGAAACUAUCGGAGGACAAGGUGAUAUUACAGAAAAGGAGGGAGGUAUUUAAGAAGAUCAUGCAGCAGCUGACGUCACAAUAUGAGGCCCUCAAGUCGCAACUACAGGAAAAUGAAACAUAUGCACAGCUUGGUAACCUUGAGAAGAAAUGGCAGCACCAUGAACAGAACAACUUUGUCAUGAAAGAAUUCAUUGCUUCAAAGACGAUGGAAUCAGACUAUCGUCCAAUCACAAAGCGGGUUUCAGAGAUGAUCUCAGUUUAUAAUAAAUUCCUACAGGAUCUGGCUCUAAGGACCGGCGUUCCUAAUAUGUAAUAAAGAUGGACAGUAACAUAGACUAAAAUAUUGCUAUGGAAUGUGAAAUCCAAAAUAGACUUUAUAUUAUGUAAAAAACUAUUGUUAAAUUAUUGAUGCUGAAAUAGAUUACAGUGUUCUGCAGGACUUAAAUCUAUGUACCUUGGCUUUCAUUUAUUGAAGUGAGAUACAUAUUCAGAAUUAUGCUAUUUAAUGAUUUAUAUAUUCUGGUAUAGGCUAGCAUCACUAUCAAUGAUUUUUUGUGCUCUAACGGUCAUUAGUGAAAUGACCCAAUCUUCAAGGUAAUUAACUGUAAUAUAAUUGGUAUCGUUUGUUAAAUACUAUAUUCCCUGAAUGUGUUUCAGGGGUGGAUCAAGAAUUUUUUAACCAUAUUUUCAAAUAUUAAUCACACUUAUCCAUUUAUACCUACCUUUCAACAUACCCAGAUUCACAAGAUUAUACCUGGUAUUAAACAUUUAACAUUUCCAACUUGUCAAACAAACUAAAUUCCAGAUAGGAUCAAAUUCAUAAUAUUGCAUUGUUAAAGUUGUGUAUAUAUUUAUUUUAAAAAUGGAUGUAGAAUGUUCAGAUUGUAAAUGUGUAUUUUCCGUCCAAAAUAUAAAGAUUGUGGAAUUACCUAAUAUGUUAAUUUCUUAUUAUAUGGAUGACACAGUUGACGUGUUCAUUCUAGUAUUGCUACAAGACCCCCCCCCC